Messenger RNA from Aspergillus campestris IBT 28561, 3215 nucleotides. RefSeq names its product serine protein kinase. The record is from RefSeq and is a predicted model, not a curated record. The transcript is spliced from 3 exons. Bases 27 to 3215 code for a protein of 1062 amino acids. Lineage: Eukaryota; Fungi; Ascomycota; Eurotiomycetes; Eurotiales; Aspergillaceae.
CAUCCAUACUCUAAAUCUCAUCCACCAUGGCGUCCGUCCUGCCAAAUAACAGCUAUGCCUACUACAGUACUGAGCAGGCCACGAUUAUUCUGAGCACGGAGAAAUACAUUAUCGACGACAAGUUCAAAUUCACCACGGAUACCUGUUUGGUCUACGCAGAGGAACUCGAAAUUACCUCCAGCAUCACCGCCCGCGGCAAGAGUAUCGGGCUCUUUUGUCAUACACUGACAGUCUCCAAUGGUGUCACUAUUGGUGUCUCCGGCGAGACAGGCGCGGCAGGCAUCCCCAAUAUCAACGAAGAUGGCGGGUCGGGAGGAAAUGGCAAAGAUGCCGGGAAUGUGUGGAUCUGUGUUCGGUCCGUUCCAGGCGAAAAAGCUUUCCAAAAUUUGACGAUCGAGGCGUAUGGGGGAACCGGCGGUAGCGGCGGCGACAGCACCAUCUCCGACAAAGAGGAUAAAGACAAGCCAAAAGAGACCAGGGGGGGCGCUGGCGGCGACGGUGGAAAUGGAGGUGACAUUGAACUGUUAUUUGGAACAGCAGAGACAGAUGCCGUGGUUGCCCUGCAGAAGAUCUACAGACGAUCGUGGCCAGAGCAGGUUUUAUGUCUGACUGAGCCGGUGCUCUCAGACAGUCUCCCUGGGUGCCUCUCCGCAGGGGAUGAAGAAGUCCUCCAAGUACUGAAGAGCCUCAGUGGAGUUCUCCAAGAUCUCGCCGUGCAUCUCGAGGUCUUGUCUAAAGCGGGUCUCAACAAAGAAAUUCAAGACAAUGCCUCGUCUCUCAUGCAGGAGGUGCACACCAACCUGGCCACAAAGGACGAGGCACCAAAGGAUGUCACCACUGAAACAGUCACUCUCUUUGAAAAGACACUGAAAUCAGUUCGCUCGAUCAGCCUAGAGACUGGAACCGCUGAUGCAACUCAAAUUCUUGCGGCUGCUCAAAAGGCCAUCGAAAAAGUCUCCCCGCGAAAGGAUUCUCAGCUGGUUUCUCUCAUCCGCAACCUAGAAAAGAGACUCCAGGCAGAUUUGGCGAAUAUGGAGAGUGCUGCCUACGACUUUACAAAGAAUAACUCUCGAGGUGCUGGGGGGGUGGGUGGCUAUGGGACCAAAGAAGGUGGCUUCAGAUCCCAAAACGGUGCCAAUGGCAAAGCAGGGCUGAAUAGUGGCCAGAGCCGUGCUACAAUCCUGCCGUUCAAAGGCUUCGAGGAGGAUUUGGAUGUUUUGCAAGCCUACAUCUUUCCCGAACAAUGCCAGAUGCUGCUGAACAAAGCGGACGAUAUCUUCUUCAGCAGCAACACUGAUGACUGGAAGAGAGCAUACGCACUCUAUAACAUCUUGGUCGGCCGUCUCCAAGUGCUCAAUGCUUUUCAGGGCGAGCGCUCUGGCCUGUUGGAUGCCCUGGAAGGCCUGGAAACCAAGCUCAAUGUAACCAGCAAUCCUGUCCUGCAACUCAAGUCCGUUUAUGAGCAGGCCAUCAGUCGUCGCAAUCGAUUGCUGCUGUGUCAAGAUAUGUUCGGCCAUGUUGACAGCUGGGUACCCCGUUUGUCAUUCGGUUUCUAUGCCCAGUCCGUGGAGGAACGAUUCCAGGUCCUCGAUUCGACAGAAAAACUGACCGCAGCCUACGAAGAAGCCGUACAAAAUGACAAUGACGUCCAUACCCUCGUGGACCAGGGUAUCAGCAAGAUGGCCGAUGCCCAAAAGGAAGCCGAGGCCAAGAUUGACCUUCUCACCUCCCCUAACGGCCCACUAGCCACUGGUGUCAGUAAGAUCGCUUUCCUGACCAAGGAUAUUCGAGUGAAGCGACAGCUGCUCGUGGACGAACUGAGCAAGAUUCGUUUCAAGAAUAACCUCGACUGGACUAUCUUCCUCAGAGGCGCGAGUGCCCUUGUCUCGACAUACCGUGACCCCGCAUCUAUCCUCGAUCAGGUCAAAACAGGCUACGAUUUAUAUCAAGAAGGAACAGGUGGAUCGGUGAAAAACCUGGAGGGCGAUGUGGUGAAGAGAGAGUAUAUUAUCGACCAGCUGGAACAAUGCGGUGACACCCUUGACUCGCUGGAACAGGCACUCAAAACCAAGAAGAACAACGAGAUUGGCAUCGAUGAUCCGGGGGCGCUGAAGAUCCUCAGCACGGCGGAUGAUAUCCGAAAGAUUCUCCGCGAGUUCAAAAAUGCAAUAGAGCCGGCGGACCUGAAAAGCAUAGAAGGCGCCUUGGAUACUUUCGUCGCAGUGACCCUAGAUCGCAACAGCGCCGUUCUGGACUACAACGCUUCCAUCCAGCUCCUAAUCGAAGCGAUCAAUAAUCGAGACUAUAGCAAGAGCCAAGGUGAGACUCUGGGCCAGAAGAGACACACGCUCAAUCCGAAAUCUCCAGCUAUUCUAUUCUGGCUCCGCAAAACACGCGAUACCAUGCGACUAGAGCUUAUGCAACGUCUGAACUACGAGAGCCGAGCGAUCAGAUUCUGGGGACUGCAGAAGGAGCUCGACUUUUCCCACCCGGCGCCCCUCAACUCAGUCACCCAGCUACAAGACAGCCAGUUGAACCUGAAGAAGGCCUUUGAGAACUGUCUUCAGGGUUAUGCCAACAACAUUCGCGUCACAUGGCCCCGCUACGAGAAUGACAAGGGACUGCUGUAUGCGCUGACCAAGGAGGAGCUGGAGGCUUUCAAGCGUCGACAGGUGCUCACCACGUCCAACGGCGACGAUGGGGUCUAUAGUGCCUCCAUUCGGCUGGAGCCCGGUGCCUCCCCGUUUGGCACUGGCCGUGCAGAUGUCCGGAUCAACCAGGUACGCCUGUGGUUGCUUGGGGUCCAGGUGAAUCCUGAUAAUGCGCUUCGCAAGCGACUGCUGGUGAAAAUCAGCCAUGUGGGAAAUGAGACGCUGGAAGACACUGAGCGUAAACGGUUUGAAUUUGCCCACGACGCCGUCAAUAUUCAGUUUGAGUACGAUACCGCCAGAGUCCAGGGGGUCGAUGACUUCAGCUCCGAGUUCGUCUUUGGCAAGCAAGGGCUGGAGGAUAAUUGGAGUGGUGGUGACACCCAGCUGACUGCGUCGACAUUUGCUGCCAUAGGUCCCUUUACUGAGUGGCACUUUGAUAUUCGCGAGUCGGAGAACCAGGGUUUGGAUAUGGGAUUGGUGACGGCUGCGUAUGUGGAAUUCCGGGGGGCGAACCGGCCAUUCUCGGUGGACUAUGGGGAGCCGACUCGAUCUGAGCUGGAAUGA